CAUUCCACAGCGCCGUUAAUCUUUCGAUCGACCAGUUGUACUCAUCACCAUGGCUAGCUCGGUCUCCUGGAUCCUCGUAGUCUCCUCGGCCCUGCUAGCCGCAUCCUCCUACUACUACUCCCACCGCAUAAACGUUCCAAGCAUCCCCACGACAACAACGACGCACCUCCACUUCUACAUGCACGACGUCUACACCGGUCCGCACCCCACGGCCGCGCUCAUCGUCGCCGGAAGGGACAACAAUAAAGACAACGCCACACCCGGCGAAAAGGACAACAACCCACGGAGGUUCGGCGACAUCGCGGUGAUGAACAACGUGCUGACGGAGGGUCCGGAGCCCGGCAGCGCGCGCGUGGGCAAGGCGCAGGGGUUCACGGUGCGGGUGGCGGAGGGAGGGACCGUGAACGCCCUGAGCCUGCACCUGGUGCUGGAAACCGGGGAGUACGCGGGGAGCUCUUUGGCGGUGCAGGGCAGGGUGGACACGGACACCGCGGUUAGGGAGUCCGUCAUCGUGGGGGGCACCGGCCGGUUCCGGUUAGCGAGGGGGUACGCACACAGCAGGAGCUACGACUACGACGUGGCCACCGGAGGCGUCGUGGAGAUCGAUGUGUACCUGCAGCUGCUGCUUGAUCUUGGAGCCUAGUCAAUGUAAUAAUGUGUGUGUCCUGCAUGCAGGUUCCGUUGGUCAUUAUUGCGUUUGGAGAGCAGAUGCAUGUCCUUCUCCUGCGUUGGGCCUGGGACAUAUAUAUGUUUAAUUCGUCGCAUAAUGAUAAAUUUGAGCCGCUAAAGGUCGUA
Molecule: messenger RNA, 795 nt
Organism: Brachypodium distachyon (stiff brome)
Lineage: Eukaryota; Viridiplantae; Streptophyta; Magnoliopsida; Poales; Poaceae
Product: dirigent protein 1
Exons: 1
Coding region: 50-643 (197 amino acids)
Source: RefSeq, a predicted model, not a curated record